GUUGUCCAGCGCUGACUCUGUACGUAGAGACACUUGGCGCGCUUGGUUCUUUGACAACGACCUGAGACCUACUGCGAGACAGUAGGGGCCCAGUUCAGUUGAGACUACCGUUUUGUGUCUUGAGCACUGCCGUCGAAGUCGUUCACGUAACUUGGCUUGAAGGCUUCGUACGUACAUUGCUGUACUCUGCGUUGUCUAGCACGCGCCCAACGGUACUGCAAUUGACACCUCGCCUCAUCACUACUACACAGGGUAGCUAAGUUUACCCCUCUACACCAGACCUGUCUGUCUAAGGCUUGUAGUUGACGCGCAAUGGCCACCAUCUCAACAGUCCUGCGUAACUUCCGAGAGCCAACACGCGAGGAGCUCACGCGUAUCUUCUUCUCUCUUCCACCUGAUGACGUUGAAUCAGUAUCGAAUGGUUCGUCCUCGAAGAAUGGUACGAAUGGGAAGGCUGGGGAGAAAUUGAAUUUGGGAGGGGUGCCCGCGACGACACCGGAAGAACGCGGAGAGAUGGAGAUCAAUGCCGUGUUGAGUCUUGGGGAGGAGGGUGUGGAGGAUUCAUAUGCUGGGAAGUUGUACCUACUUCCACCAUUCUUAACGUUCGCGUCGCUUGAUCGGAAGAGCGUACGCUUUACGCUCCCGUUGUGUAUCGUACGUCGUGUUGAGCGGCUUAAUACGCGCACGGGUGUCUUUGCACUCAGUCUGCUGGUAUGGCACGGGAUGAAAAUCGUCAUACAAUUGACGGCUCUCCGUCCAACCGCAGACCUCUUCUGCGCCCUACUCCGCGACGCACUAAAGAAACAACUCGAGCGCGGCCAGAUGAAAGCGAUGAAAGCCUUCGUCAAGACGUGUUAUUCGGAGGAGUUAUUGUCUGCUGGUGGUGCGCCUGAUGUCGAUCAGGAGAAAGCCGCUGCGGAUGCGAGUCAGUCUCCGCAGAGCGAUACUGGUGGUGCUGGAGAUGUUAAAGUUCAGGAUGGAGAACCAAAGUUCCAUGGAGGGCUUGGGUUAAAGUUUAAGUUCCCUGGUGAUCCUAAGAAGCUCCGGGAGGCUUCGAAGAUUAAACUCUGGACACAGUACCUCCGAUCCCACGGGAGGAGCCUCUCACUCCUUCGAUACCCUCAAUUCACGCGUCUAGUCCAAGUCGGCCUGCCAAAUCGCCUUCGGGGCGAAAUAUGGGAAACACUUUCCGGAUCUCUAUACCUCCGUUUCGCUAAUCCAGGACUGUACCAGAAGAUUCUUGAUGACAACAAGGAUAGGACCACGGCGAGUAUGGAUGAUAUUGAGAAGGAUUUGCAUAGGAGCUUGCCAGAGUAUUCGGCGUAUCAGAGCGAGGUUGGUAUAUCGACUUUACGACGCGUGUUAACUGCAUAUAGCUUCAGAAAUCCGGAGCUUGGAUAUUGUCAGGCUAUGAAUAUUCUCGCAGCUGCGAUUUUAAUAUACAUGUCCGAGGAGCAAGCAUUCUGGUUACUCGAAGUCCUCUGCGUAAGGCUUCUUCCCGGAUACUACAGCCCAUCAAUGCACGGGACUCUUCUAGACCAACGUGUAUUCGAGUCGCUGGUGCAGAGAUGCCUGCCCAUGAUCCAUGAUCAUUUCCAUGCAGUCGACGUUCAAUUGUCUGUCGCGUCUUUGCCUUGGUUUUUGAGUUUAUACAUCAAUAGCAUGCCUAUGAUCUUCGCAUUCCGGAUUGUGGACUGCUUCUUCUGUAUGGGUCCGAAAGUAUUGUUCCAGAUCGGGUAUGCUAUACUGAAAAUCAACGGAGAGGCCUUGCUUGAGAUACAAGAUGAUGGUCAAUUCAUUAGCUUGAUGCGCGACUACUUCGCUUCACUCGGCGACUCUGCUCAUCCAGAGUCAUCCGACCCACGUAUGCGGGCUAUCACACGCUUCCAAGAGCUCUUACUCGUCGCUUUCCGCGAGUUCUCCGUCAUCACCGACGAGACCAUCCAAUCCGAACGACGAAAAUUCCGCGGCGAGAUUAUCCGAAGCAUCGAAUCCUUUGCAAAGCGCUCGGCGCUUCGCAGUCUUAGACGAACAGGACGUUUCAACAAGGAACAAUUAGGAUUGAUCUAUGAUGCGCUGUUCAAGGCGAUUUGCAUUGAGCCUGCUGUUGUUAAUGAGAAGAUUCCGACUAUGCUUUUGAAUACGGAGUUGAGCGAGGAACAGCAGAAGCAGGAGACGAGGAUUGGGUUGAAGACGUUUAAGUUGUUCUUGAGUGAGAUAUGUACUUGGGCGAGGGAUGAUAAGAUUAUUUUGAAUGGGUUCCAGGAACGCAUUGAUCGAGAAAUUGCGGAUCACGAGCUCAUUGAUCGUCUCUUUUUCUUCUGGGAUAGUUCAUGUCGUGGUACGCUGUCGCUACAGGAUAUUGUAGAUGGUCUGGAUGGCGUCAUGUUCAACGACCUCAUGGAGAACAUCGAAUGGUUCUUCAAUCUGCAUGACAAGGACAAGGACGGCUCUUUGACGAAAGACGAAUUGCUAAAUUUAUCCGAAUCACUGCUGUUCAUCUUCCGAUUUGAAGUUGGCGAUGCUUAUUUGGGAGCUGUGAGCCGGUUCAUGACGAAUGCAUUUGAGUAUGGCGACGCGUUGUUACCAAGGGUCGAGGGCGAAGAUGAAACAAAGACUCCGCCCAUUGCGAACAACCAGCCUUAUUUGAACCUUGCUACGUUCCGGAUGGUUGUUCUCGCUGACGAGAUUCUCGAAUCUUUCUUCCAAACUGACCUAUCUGCAUCAUUCCAACUUGAGAACCUCUCAGUCGAAGUACCUCUUCCACAGUCGAACAGUGGCUUCCUUGGUGGUCUUAUCUCGAGCAUCGUCACGGACGACAACAAGAAAAUCUUUAACCGGUUCACGGAUGAAAUUGGGAAGACCAUUGGAAGGCACCAGGUUAUUCACAAGCCAUCGAUUGGUCGACAGCAGCAAUUACAAGAACCAAAAGCACGCGAAUCCCUGCUCACCCCAUCCGUGCGUCGCUCAACGUCCCGCUCAAGUCUCACAACAACCGAAACCGCCACCACCUCCACACUCGCACCGUCCUCCUCCUCUUCGCUCGACAUCAACAAGGAAGUUCCGCCUCCUCCGUCUUCAUCGACAUCGACAGAACUACUUUCGCCAUUACCGCAUAUUACGGCUGCGAACGCAGCACUGAUGGAGCGUCCGGCUUUCGCGAUUGACGAUGCGAAGGAUGAGGAUGACGACGAUGAGGAAGGGGACGAGAACUUUGGGAUUGGUGGGGAUGAUGAUGAGGUUAUGGAUGAAGUUGAUGCGUUCCUCGAGGCGCAUGAUUCGGGGCUAUCGGCAGCGGAUCAAGAGCUUGCUAAAGAUCUUGCUAAAGCCCCUCCUAUGAAGUAGUAGUAUAAGAAGAAGUGGACGGUUUCCCCAAACCUUUGAUAUUAUCGCAGUAAUCCAGACCUUUGUAUCGUUUGUAACAUCAUUAGAUUGCACGUUUGUCAAUUAAUUGUUG
Fomitiporia mediterranea MF3/22 is the source of this 3457-nucleotide messenger RNA. Its product is annotated as TBC-domain-containing protein. The transcript is spliced from 17 exons. The record is from RefSeq and is a predicted model, not a curated record. Bases 313 to 3345 code for a protein of 1010 amino acids. Lineage: Eukaryota; Fungi; Basidiomycota; Agaricomycetes; Hymenochaetales; Hymenochaetaceae. Gene Ontology annotation, molecular function: calcium ion binding.